CAAUACUAUGCUCUGGAUGUCGAGUGUGUCGCCACGGGCUUGGACCAUAAUGCACGCGCCGUGGCCCAAAUAGGACUGGUGGAUGCCCACGGCCGCGAGUUGCUCAACAUCUUCGUGAAACCCAAUGAACCUGUGGUUUCGUGUCUAACGGCGAUUACAGGGAUUACACCUACCAUCCUGGAGACGAAAGGGAUCUCCCUGGGUGAGGCACGGGAGCGUCUGCUCCAGGUUCUCCCCUCCACAGCAACGCUCGUUGGACAGAAUGUGAUGCAAGACGUCAGAUGGCUGAAUUUGAAGGAGCGGCAAGACUUCGCCAGCAUGCUGGAUCUGAUGGGGCUGUACCGAGUGUGGAAUGCUCAGUACCGAAACUUCACUAUCUUCAACCAAGACCAUCUGGCACGAGUCUUAUUGAAUUGGGCUGGCGAGGGACCACACGAUGCAGUCCGGGAUGCCCAAGUAUCAAUGCAGCUUUUCCACUGCCAUGCGCGACUGCAAUCGGAUCCGGGAAUGUGGGAUCAAGCCCAGCAGGCCCUGCUUGACGCUCCGAGGAAGCCAUCCUUUGCAUCCCAGAAUCCCAUCUAUGACAAUGUGUGCAUGGGUAACCGCAGAACAUGUAGGUGCGGUGCACCAUUCUUUUCCUGA
This is a messenger RNA of Auxenochlorella protothecoides, 642 nucleotides long. RefSeq names its product Small RNA degrading nuclease 2. Lineage: Eukaryota; Viridiplantae; Chlorophyta; Trebouxiophyceae; Chlorellales; Chlorellaceae. Gene Ontology annotation, cellular component: nucleus. The record is from RefSeq and is a predicted model, not a curated record. Gene Ontology annotation, molecular function: exonuclease activity; nucleic acid binding. The transcript is spliced from 5 exons. The annotation marks the transcript as partial.